AAACUAAAUAAGAGUUCUCGGCGUUGGUACGAUUGGUCAGAUUGGUUGCGGAAUCCUCGAUACUGGGCUAUAUUUCAGUCUUGUGAUACGUAUGGGGAGAUAGACUACACGUCACACGACUUGAUAAACGAUUACAGAAUAGCCACUUAAUACCACGCCUGCUUAAAGAAUAAAGUAAUAUGAAGCUGGCAAGAGCAGGAAGGGCGUUGCUCUGGUGUGCUGAGGCAGCCACUAAAAGAUAUAAACGUCCAAUUACGCCCCUGACCCAAUCGCGUUUACUACAAAAUAGAACAAUGAGUGUAUGGACAAAAGAUAAUACUUUCAAGAGUCCAGCAUCGGAUAUUGAUAUACCUAAUAUAUCAUUUGCUGAAUAUAUGUUCUCUAAAUGUGAUAAAUACCGAGAUUUACCAGCAGUGACAGAUUUUUCAUCUGGUAGAAGCUAUACUUACAGCCUGGUAAAAGCUUCAGCAGUAAAAGUGGCCAGUGCCUUGACUAAAUUGGGUUAUAAGAAAGGAGAUGUAAUAGCUGUGUUUAGUGUCAAUAUGCCAGAAUAUUCUAUAUUAAUGAUAGCAGCAGCUUCUAUAGGAGUUAUAAUAACACCAGCUAACCCAGCAUAUACAGCAGGUGAAUUAGCGAGUCAACUCGAACAUUCUAAAGCUCAAGCAGUAUUCACAAUUCCACAGUUAUUACCAGUUUUACAAAAGGCACUCAGUCUUAAUUCCACAGUGAAAAAGAAUAUUAAGGAUAAGUUUAUAUUUGGAGAAGGCGAGGGUUGUAAACCUGUCCAAUCUUUAUUAAAUGACGAUGGUAAAAGUAUGCCAGAUGUAGAUAUAGAUGUGAAGAAUGAUAUAUUAGUUUUACCAUAUUCAAGUGGUACUACAGGUCUACCCAAAGGUGUCAUGUUAACACACAGUAACUGUGUAUCAAAUCUUCUUCAAUUCAGUGGCAUGGUGGACAUUACAGAAACAGAAGAUGUAAUGUUGGGUAUUUUACCUUUUUAUCAUAUAUAUGGUAUGAUGCCAGUACAAUUUGGUUGUUUACAUAUGGGUUGUCAUUUAGUCACAUUACCUAAAUUUGAUCCAACAGAAUUCAUGAAAGCUUUACAAGAAUACAAGAUUUCUCAACUACAUCUAGUUCCACCAAUAGUACUUUUUAUGGCUAAACAUCCAAUGGUAGAUCAGUUUGAUCUGUCGUCGUUAAGAUUUGUGGUUAGUGGUGCUGCUCCGUUAGGAGAAGGUUUGAGCAAGGGAUUUAUGGAUAGAACUAAGGCACCCAUUUAUCAAGGUUAUGGUUUGACAGAGACAUCACCCGUCGUUAAUAUUGAUUAUGCCCCUGGUAAACCAGGAUCAACUGGACCAAUUGUACCUAAUUCAAUAGGAAAGAUAUGUGAUAUAGAGACAGGUAAAAGUUUAGGUGUAGGGGAAGAAGGUGAAUACUGUGUGAAAGGGCCACAGGUAAUGAAAGGUUAUCUCAAUAAUCAACAAGCAACGGACGCCAUGAUCGAUAAAGACGGAUGGUUACAUACAGGAGACAUAGGGUAUGUUGAUGAGAGUGGUGUGCUGGUAAUAGAAGACAGACUUAAAGAACUAAUCAAAUAUAAAGGUUUCCAGGUUCCACCAGCAGAAUUAGAAGCUUUGUUAUUAACGCAUCCUAACGUACAAGACGCUGCUGUUAUCGGUAUAGCUGAUCCCGAGGCAGGAGAACUACCCAAAGCUUAUAUCGUACCUAAAUCCGAUUCUAAACUCACAAGUCAAUGUGUAGCUGAAUUUAUACAAGAACGUGUAUCUCACUACAAGAGACUACGAGGUGGUGUGCAGUUUGUUGAAGCUAUUCCCAAAUCUCCUAGUGGUAAAAUAUUACGGCGAGUGUUAAGAGACGUGGCCGUAUAAAUAAUUGCGCACAUAUUAUUUAGUGAAAACAAGACAUUCAAAUGGCUCAAUCUUAACCUUCUGAACGAAUUGUAUGAAUUAAAGUGAAGCGUGCAUGUAAUUGUGCAUCACAGUUUUGAAUUAUUUUAUAUAACAAUUUAUUUUAAUUCAGAAUUUUGGAACAAAUUUAGUUGGCUUUUUCCAAAUGGACGAUAAUAAUGCAUCUUAAAGUUUUGGCAUAAUUAGUAUGUUAUGUUCUACAGUCUUCAAGUAUGUAAAACAACCUAAUCUAGAGAUGCGAGCCGGUCAUGGGAGCGUCAUUCUGAAGAGGCGUACCCAUUCUGAUAGUUAACAGACGGCAAAGUGAUUUUGUUUUUAUUUUGUUCUUGUGUUUGUUGGUAUCAAGAACUUCUUUCGGCAAAGUGAUUUUGUUUUUAUUUUGUUCUUGUGUUUGUUGGUAUCAAGAACUUAUUUUUCAAAAGUAUAAAGUUCUACUAUUUUCAAUGCGUGUUAUCAUAUAUUUUUAUAUGCUGUUAAAACAAGCACUAUAGAGAGAGUUUUUAUAAUUAUUUAAAUAUUGAAAUAUCAAUAGACACGGUGUAAAUCAAUGGGCUUUCAUGUGUAACAUUUACUUUGUGUUUGGGAUCAAAUUUUGUAAAAUAAAAG
Molecule: messenger RNA, 2534 nt
Organism: Patella vulgata (common limpet)
Lineage: Eukaryota; Metazoa; Mollusca; Gastropoda; Patellidae
Exons: 11
Coding region: 180-1889 (569 amino acids)
Molecular function (GO): CoA-ligase activity
Source: RefSeq, a predicted model, not a curated record